Aethina tumida (small hive beetle) is the source of this 530-nucleotide messenger RNA. RefSeq lists its product as uncharacterized. The coding region runs from base 1 to 495 and encodes 164 amino acids. The transcript is spliced from 8 exons. NCBI's taxonomy places the organism in Eukaryota, Metazoa, Arthropoda, Insecta, Coleoptera, Nitidulidae. The record is from RefSeq and is a predicted model, not a curated record.
AUGUUUAUAUGUGCACUUUUCACCUUCCUCGUCCUCAUAUUUUUAAAUGAGGCUCCUUCAGUGUCCUCAGUGGAAUCGGUAAACGUAGAAUGCAAAAUAUUUUGUAUAAGUGAUCAGCAUCCAGGAAUUGAGCACAGAAAAUUGACCAAACACCAUGUGCACCAUGAAGAAUUCAAAAAGCUGGUCAAGCCCGAAAGACACCACGUUAAACACUUGCAUAAAAGUCAAACUCGACAGCCAUCUGAACAGUGCAUUUUAAUUUGUCCUGUAAAUCAGCCACCUAUUAUUCCUGUUUCAGGCUUACCUGGUAUCAACUCAGAUAUUGGUUUAGGCACACCCUCACCGAUUCUUAUUCAGACAAAUGAAUCAACCAUUUUACCUGCUGUAGACAUAGACAUUCACAACACACCCACACUAGCUCGUGGAAACCAAGCUAUUGCAUUUGGAACCAAAACUACACCUCGUAUAUCUAAUACAACUGAAACAAUUUACUAAAAUAUAUUUUGUCUAAUAAAUGAUGAAUUAAUAGA